UCACACAAAUAAGUUUGCUUUAGAAAAAAUGACUAAACAAUUCGCUUGCACUUUAUUGCUGUUGAUCGCAGCUACAGGCGCAUAUGCUGCUGGAAUUGAAGGUGGUGUACCCACCACAAUUGAGGAACAUCCUUAUGUCGCCAGAGUGCAGCGAGCAGAUGGCACGAGCAUCUGCAGUGGUGCUUUGAUCAAUGAGGAUACCGUUGUGACCGCUGCCACAUGUUUGGAGUUCUACGAUAUCAGCCAAUUCGUUGUGAGUCUUAAUAACGGUGCUAAAAUUGUAAAAAUUGCAAAGUCUAGCUACGAUUCGGCGUUCGAUUUCGUUACCAUGGAAAAUGAUAUUGGCAUUCUGAAGUUGGCUGAACCUGUUAAGGGUACUUACAUUCCACUGGCUGACAAAGACCCAGCUACCGGUGCCACUGGCGUUGUGACCGGCUGGAAUGCAAACAACGAACUGGUCGAUAUUCCUGAAACUUUCAUCGAUACUAAGGAUUGUGU
Rhagoletis pomonella (apple maggot) is the source of this 498-nucleotide messenger RNA. RefSeq names its product trypsin theta-like. Lineage: Eukaryota; Metazoa; Arthropoda; Insecta; Diptera; Tephritidae. Gene Ontology annotation, biological process: proteolysis. Gene Ontology annotation, molecular function: serine-type endopeptidase activity. The record is from RefSeq and is a predicted model, not a curated record.